Molecule: messenger RNA, 1527 nt
Organism: Elephantulus edwardii (Cape elephant shrew)
Lineage: Eukaryota; Metazoa; Chordata; Mammalia; Macroscelidea; Macroscelididae
Gene: BPIFC
Product: BPI fold containing family C
Exons: 15
Coding region: 1-1527 (508 amino acids)
Molecular function (GO): lipid binding
Source: RefSeq, a predicted model, not a curated record
AUGUAUACAAAAAUGGUCCGAGUCUUCUGGGGAUGUUUCCUCCUAUGGAAUCUCAACAUCGCAUCUUCUCAGGCCAUUUACCCUGGAAUCAAGGCAAGGAUUACUCAGCGGGCACUGGAUUAUGGUGUUCAAGCUGGAAUGGAAACAGUUGAGCAAAUGAUAAUGGAAAAGAGCAUCCCAGAUUUAAAAGGUUCUGAAUCUCUUGAAUUUCUGAAGAUUGAUUAUAUAAACUACAACUUUUCAAACAUAAAAAUCAAGGCCUUUUCCUUCCCAAAUACCUCACUAUCCUUUGUGCCAGGAGUGGGGAUCAAAGUGUUCACUAAUCACGGAACUGCCAACAUCAGCACGGACUGGGACGUCAGGUCUCCGCUUUUCCAAGAUACAGGAGGAGCUGACCUGUUUCUCUCUGGGGCCUUCUUCACCGGUGUCCUCAUUCUGUCCCGAAACAACUUUGGUCACCCAACACUGAUGCUCCAGGACUGCCGCGCUCAAGUGAGCCACGCCCACGUGUCCUUUUCUGGAGAACUCAGUGUCCUGUAUAACUCCUUUGCUGAGCCCAUGGAGAAACCCAUUUUAAGGAACUUAAAUGAAAUGCUCUGCCCUAUGGUCAUCAAUGAGGUUGAAGAGCUAAAUGCUAAUCUCAGCGCGCUGGAGGUUCUAACCAAGAUUAACAACCAUACUGUACUGGAUUAUUCCCUUAUUGAUUUUCCAGAAAUUACUGAGGACUACAUUGACCUAAAUUUCAAGGGCACCUUCUACCCACUGGAGAACCUGGCUGACCCCCCAUUCUCUGCAGAACCCUUCAUGCUCCCUGAGCGAAGUGACUCGAUGCUCUACGUUGGGAUCUCUGAGUAUUUCUUUAAAUCUGCAUCCUUUGCUCACUUUACAGCUGGAGCCUUCAACGUCACUCUCUCCACAAAAGAGAUUUCCAAUCAUUUGGUUAAAAACUCCCAAGGCGUUGGAGUCGUGCUUUCCCGGAUUGCAGAGAUCUAUAUCUCAUCCCAGCCCUUCAUGAUCCGCAUCAUGGCAACAGAGCCUCCUAGGAUCAAUUUACAGCCCGGGAACUUCACCCUGGACAUCCCUGCCUCCAUCAUGAUGCUCACCCAGACUGAGAACUCAACAACAGAAAGCAUUGUUUCCAUGGACUUUGUGGCUAGUACCAGUGUCGGCCUGGUCAUUUUGGGACAAAGACUGGUCUGCUCUUUAUCGCUGAACAGAUUUCGCCUCUCCUUGCCAGAAUCCAAUCGUGGUAACAUUGAGGUCUUGAGGUUUGAGAAUAUUCUGUCUUCUAUUCUUCACUUUGGAGUGCUCCCACUGGCCAAUGCACGAUUGCAGCAAGGAUUUCCUCUACCCAACCCAUAUAAUAUCUCAUACGCCAAUUCAGACAUUGAAGUUCUGGAGGGUUUCCUUUUAAUUUCCACUGACCUGAAGUAUGAACAAAAGUCAAAGCAGAAGCCAAGUGGUCACAGCUGGGGAAAUAACCUGAACUUAUUAAAUGAAUUCUGGAAUAGGAAGCCAGCCCCUUGA